UUAAAAGCAAACAGUCUUACACAAUUUCCUCCUCUCUUAAGUACUUUGCACAUGCACUGCGCUCACUGGUAGCUGCUUUACCACAAAGCAUCCCGAAAAGGUCACUUUCAUUGUGUGCCCCACCAGGAUAAUGAACUGCAAAAAGUGCAACAUGUGGACUAUGGCUCUUCAGCUGCUCUUCAUUGGUGUAAAUGUGCAGAUUGUCACAUCUUGUAAAAUAUAUGGCCUUGUAGCAGCUUGCCACGGACAAAGUCUUCAGUGGGUACCUUCUCUGCCUCCAAACAUCACCCACCUCUACUUGGAGAGGAACAGAAUUCCUGAGAUUAACAAAACGUCACUCCAAAAUCUGGAGCAGCUGCUCGAGUUGGAUCUUGGGAAGCAGUUUGUGCCGCUCAUGAUAAGGAACGACGCCUUCCUCAGGCAGACUCAGUUGGUUCGCUUGGUUCUGGGCGACAAUAUUGGCCUUCAACUGGAGCCGCAAGCAUUUGCAGGGAUGAUCAGUUUAAAGCACCUCUUCAUGGACCACUGCUCCUUGACAGACUCCAUAUUGGCACACAACUACCUCGAGCAACUAUUGUCCUUAGAAGAGCUUAAUCUUUUUGGUAAUUUACUACAAAGACUAAAACCUGGACUUUUCUUUAAAAACCUUUCAAAGUUGAAACAGAUAAACCUCAUGUUAAAUAAGAUUGAACAACUAUGUGAAGAAGAUCUCAUUGGUUUCAGGGGGAAGUAUUUCACACACUUCAAUUUAGACUCCAAUCACUUGUACAAAAUGGCCACUCUCGACUUCGAUUGGGAAAGAUGUGGAAACCCUUUUCGAGGAAUGGCCUUCAAUAUCCUUGAUUUAUCAACCAAUGGGUUCAAUGUGACCACAACCAAACUGUUUCUCAAAGCAAUGCGGGCUACUCCAAUCGAUCAUCUCAUAUUCCACGGACACUUGGGGAAAGGUUUCUCACAUGACAACCUACCAGAUCCAGACAGGCACACAUUUGAAGGUCUUGCGAACAGCACAUUAAGGAUUUUUGAUGUGUCUAAAAACAGAAUAUUUGCCUUGCAGAGAGCUGUUUUCAGUCCUCUGCGCAAUGUGAUAAUAAUUGAUGUCUCGCAAAACAAAAUCAACCAAAUUAACGGCCAGGCCUUUAGUGGUAUGCAGGGAAAUUUAAGAUUGCUCAACUUGUCAUUUAACAUUCUAGGAGAAGUAUAUUCACACACAUUUAGCAGUCUGACAGAACUUUGGGUUUUGGAUUUGUCUUUUAAUAACAUUGGUGUGCUGGGUGAUCAAGCUUUUGAACGUCUUCCUAAACUACAAGAGUUAUAUAUGACAGGAAACUCCUUGCGGAUUUUGGGUAAUCCCGCAUCAUUGCCCAACCUAAAAUUUCUCCUUCUAGGUGACAAUCGUUUAGUUGAUUUAUACAAUAUAGGUAAACUAAGCAUCAACCCUAUUCAUGUGGACGUGACAAAUAACCGAUUAACAAACCUUGAGGAUGUUUAUCUCAUUUUAACCAACUUAAAGCAGCUUCAGAAAUUAUUUUUCGGUGGUAAUUUUAUUAAGUGGUGCACACUCGGUCAGAAUAUCUCAAUUCCUCUUAAUCACAGUUUACAAGUGCUGGAUCUUCAUGAUAGCUCCCUGCAGUUGAUUUGGGCUAAGGGGACAUGCCUUGAUGUGUUUAAUCACCUCGACAAUCUGGUCGGUCUAAAUUUAAGCUUAAACUCCCUCGUGAGUCUCCCACACGGCAUUUUCCACGGUCUCAGCUCUAUCGUUGUUAUUGACCUGUCAUCCAAUGCCCUGACCUAUCUGCAGCCAAAUGUUUUUCCCAACAGCCUUAGGAACCUUGACCUUUCCAACAACUUCUUAGCCAAUCCAGAUCCCAUGACCUUUAAUUCCCUCCUGCUCCUCAGCCUUUCGGGAAAUCGCUUUCACUGUGAUUGCCAUCUCGAGAGCUUCCUGAAGUGGAUGAAUGUGACCAACGUAACCUUCUACAGUCCAGUUGAGGAUUAUCGAUGCGAAUUUCCGGCUGUUUACUAUGACCUUCCGCUGCUCAACUAUUCCCGGAUCAUUGAACCGUGUGAGGUUGAUGAUGAGCUGGCGGUCCAAGACCUUAAGUUUGUGCUGUUCAUCUUCUCUGCCCUCCUCAUCUUCACCGUCACACUCUGUGGGAUCGCUUACGCUCGUCUCCGUGGAUGCAUUUACAUUACUUACAAAAAAUUUGUCGGUAGAGUUCUCGAGGGUCCCAAAGCCCCGCCUUGUUUGGAGGACGACCAGUAUGACGCCUACCUGUGUUUCAGCAACAUGGACUACAGGUGGGUGGAGGCUGCUUUACUGAAGAAGCUGGACAACAAGUUCUCUGAAGAGAACAUCCUACACUGUUGCUUCGAAGCCAGAGACUUCCUGCCCGGUGAGGACCACCUUUCCAAUAUCAGAGAUGCCAUCUGGGGGAGCAAAAAGACUGUGUGUGUUGUCUCCAAGGAGUUCCUUAAAGAUGGCUGGUGCUUGGAGGCAUUCACCUUGGCUCAGGGCCGCAUGCUGAAUGAGCUCAAAAAUGUUCUGAUCAUGUUGGUGGUCGGGAAGGUUGCUCACUACCAGCUGAUGAAGUACAACGCAGUUCGAGCGUUCGUCCAGAGGAGAGAGUACCUCAUCUGGCCAGAGGACCCUCAGGAUCUGGAGUGGUUUUAUGAGCGCCUCGUCUCUCAGAUACUCAAAGACACUGAGGUGAAGAAGUUGGACGAGGACGCGCCAAAGCCUUACAUUCCACCUGAAAACGACAUCCAGCUUGAGGACAUGCAAGCACAGAAGUGUCUUGUCAACAAGGACGUCUGAAUGGAAAAAGCACACCUGCUUUGGGGAAGUGGUGACAGCCUCUUUAUUAAAACAUUAACAGUAAGAAAACAGGUGGUACAGAAAGGCAGGGUUCAUUUUUGUUUUGUUUUUGUCUUUAUAGCAACUGAAAUACAAAUUUGAAAAAGCUAAUGUUAAAGAAACUUAAAGGUAGUCCCGGUCAAGUCUCGACUGUGCACAGUACUACUACUCUGAGGACACCUGAUCCCGUCUGAUCUUGGAAAGGCCCGUAACAGUUUGGGUCCACAAAUAGGGGGCUGGCGGGCCGGAUGCGGCCCAGGGGUUGCCUAUAGAGUAGCCGUCCUACUUUAUGAAGCAGGAGUACUCUAUAGGUGAGUAGUAGUAUGGCCGUAAGCCACACUUCACUUCGCACAACCCGCAGUUGGCCAGUCCAUUCGUUGUGGAUGUGAGGCUAUGAAGUGGGAAUUGAAGAAUGUUUAUGGUUGGGUUGGCACGUGUAGAUCGUGACUUGUCUCCAUGCCAACGAUACAUAGACAGCCUGUAGAAAAGGCCUCAAAGUCAUUCAUCAUUAGGGGAAUAAAAUGAUCAUUGACUGUAUUGUAUCUAAUUUCGGUUCCUUUAGGGUUUCUAACUUUUGCAUUCAUUUGCAUAUUUGUCUUUGGAGCGGUCGCAUUCACGUGACGUCACGGUGGCUGGAACCAGAGGGUACGACUCAGUCUGUACUGUGGAUCCCCGAUGAUACAUUUGGUUUGGCUGUGUGCGGGAAUCACAACCUGAGUAGCGACACACAAGUAUACUUCAAGUGCCUUCAGCAUUAGCCAUUACUUGUCGAAGCGGGAUGCAUCCUCAGUGUUUUACGUGACGUUAAUGACUGAAAGCUACCAUGUAUGGAUCCUUAUGUCAGCUAUUCCUCUACCAGAAGUGGUCUGCUUUGUUUUUCAGGAUAAGAGCAAAAGAAGUGUGCUAUUUUAGCUAUGUAAAUGUUGCUAACUUAACAGCGUUUUUUGAUAUGUUGCAAGUGUACUCAUUUGAUUAUUAUUUAUCCAAUGUUACUUACCAAUCUAUAUUUGGUAUAUUUCCUUCCUUCUUGUGGUUCUUUGUAUUUAUAUUUAAAAUGAAACAUUUUCUUAACCCCUUCCUGAUAUAUGUUUUCAAUUCAUGACAGGGCUUAAGAUCUGUUUUGAUUUUCAUUUUUUAAAAAUGAUUUUAUUAUAGUUCCUAUUUUUGAUCUGCUUUGAAUAUUACAGUAUUAUUGAAUGUGGCCUGACUGAUAAUAAAUCUCUGGCCUUUCAUAUUUUGUAUUCGAGUACCCAUAGCGUGCAGUUUUUUUAUUUUUAUUUUUUUUUAGUUCAUGUUUUUGUUCCUCUAUGGACUGUUCAUUUUCAUAUUUUGGAAUAAAAUGACUGUUAUACAAAACAUUUUGCGAUACAAUUUCAAUACUAUCCAAGCAAAAUGAUUGCAC
Molecule: messenger RNA, 4259 nt
Organism: Phyllopteryx taeniolatus (common seadragon)
Lineage: Eukaryota; Metazoa; Chordata; Actinopteri; Syngnathiformes; Syngnathidae
Gene: tlr5a
Product: toll-like receptor 5a
Exons: 4
Coding region: 131-2818 (895 amino acids)
Biological process (GO): toll-like receptor signaling pathway; inflammatory response; immune response
Cellular component (GO): membrane
Molecular function (GO): protein binding; transmembrane signaling receptor activity
Source: RefSeq, a predicted model, not a curated record